AUGAAUUUCAGUCUUGGUGCGAUUCCAGGGGAAGAAGAGAUGCUCAAGCCUAUUAAAACAUUAUCACCAGACACUGCUCAGGGGCAAGAUGGGUUCACAGGGUAUUUUUACGUCCACUGUUGGGAUAUAAUUAGGAUAGUCUUUAUGGAGAUGCUUACAAGGUAUUUUCUUGGUGAUUAUCUAUCUAGAGGAAUGACUAUCACUCUUCUCUUUCUCCUGUCUAAGGUCGAAAACCCAGAGAAGCUCAAUCAAUUCCGUCCGAUCAGUUUGGAAAAUUUUGGUAGCAACCUGAUCUCCCGAAUCAUUCCCACAAGAAUGAGUGAGAUACUCCUGACAAUAGCUUCUGAAGAACAAACAUGUUUUAUUAAGAAGAGAAGAAUUCUCGUGUCCAUCGCAAUAGCUCAAGAGUUGGUGUCGGAUAUUGACCGGAAAGUGAAAGGCGGUAAUGUAAUUUUCAAGUUCGAUAUGUCCAAGGCCUACGACCGAUUGGAGGGGCGUUUCUUGAUCACAACCAUGCAAGUUUUGGGAUUUUCGCAUCAAGUCUUUGAUUGA
Molecule: messenger RNA, 552 nt
Organism: Erythranthe guttata (spotted monkey flower)
Lineage: Eukaryota; Viridiplantae; Streptophyta; Magnoliopsida; Lamiales; Phrymaceae
Source: RefSeq, a predicted model, not a curated record